Chanos chanos (milkfish) is the source of this 264-nucleotide messenger RNA. It is a transcript of the gene pde6hb, whose product is annotated as phosphodiesterase 6H, cGMP-specific, cone, gamma, paralog b. Gene Ontology annotation, cellular component: photoreceptor outer segment membrane. The transcript has 3 exons. The record is from RefSeq and is a predicted model, not a curated record. Lineage: Eukaryota; Metazoa; Chordata; Actinopteri; Gonorynchiformes; Chanidae. Gene Ontology annotation, biological process: positive regulation of epidermal growth factor receptor signaling pathway; positive regulation of G protein-coupled receptor signaling pathway; visual perception. Gene Ontology annotation, molecular function: 3',5'-cyclic-nucleotide phosphodiesterase activity; cGMP binding. Bases 1 to 264 code for a protein of 87 amino acids.
AUGAACGCUGCACCACCUGCAGGAAGCGCACUGGCCACGCCCUCUGGCAGCGGCGGCCCGACCACACCCAAGAAGGGCCCACCCAAGUUCAAACAGAGGCAGACUCGCACAUUCAAGAGCAAGGCCCCCAAGCCUGGACAGAAGGGAUUUGGUGAUGACAUCCCUGGAAUGGAGGGUCUUGGCACAGACAUCACAGUGGUGUGCCCAUGGGAAGCCUUUGGCGACAUGGAGCUCAGCGACCUGGCCAAAUACGGCAUUAUCUAA